GGCCACUCAGGUAGUGGGACUACUGCCCCAGAUCCAGCUGUUUGCCUCUUCCGCCCAAAGGGCAGGUACCAGGUGGAGGCUCUAAGAGCACCUUGGAGAAAGAGCUUGAGAGAACAAGGCUCCAGGACACAGGGUUGAAGGGGAGACAGCAGAUGAGGCAGAAGCCUGUGGUGGCCAGGCAUGGCCAGCGCUGAUCCCCCUGCUCCAGGAGAGAGUGGGGCCUCAGGGACAACUAAGAAAAUGGGGAGCAGCAGCCUCUGGGUGCCAGGCCCUGCACUCUCCCUGCUCCUGCUCCUUUUCCUGCUGCUGCCACCUCCAUUGCUGAGCACAGGGAGCUUCCUGCACCGUCUCCCAGCCUGGAGACCCUUCCACCAGGGCACCAGGCACUACAGGAGCAAGAUAGAGAAGCCAAAAACCUGCGAGGGUGCCUUUGAUCUCUACUUGAUCGUCGACACGUCAGACAAUGCAAACAGCAUUUGGAAGGACAUUUAUAAAUUUGUGGAUGAUCUGGUGAAGAGGUUUCCAAAUUCAAAAAUGAGGAUGUCCUUAAUCACCUACUCCACACAGAGCGACACCAUCAUGAAUCUCACCUCUGACAGAAGUAAAAUACAUAAUAGUCUUGAAAAAAUUCAGAAUAUAGUGCCUACCGGAGCCGCAAACAUGCAUGAAGGAUUUAAAAAGGCAAAUGAGCAGAUUGAAAAAGCAAUCUAUGGAGGCAGCAAUGCUCCCAGUCUGAUUAUUGGUCUGACUGCAGGACCACUGACACCAAGGACAUUUGAGGAGACUGAGUCUGAAGCUGAGAAGGCUCGUGAAAGGGGCGCCAAAGUUUAUUCUGUGGGUGUAAAAGACUAUAAGAAUGACCAGCUAAAAGACAUUGUAGAAAGAAAUGACCAAUUUUAUGGGGUAAACAGUGGAUUCGAGUCCCUGGAAGACAUCGUUAACAUGCUGGUGGUAAAUUCCUGUCAGAAGGAGCUCGACAGGCCCCAGCAGCCAGAGAAACCACAGCUUUCUGGACCCAAUUCCACUGGUUUCUCAGUGACCUUCUCUCUCUUCUCUUCCCUACAGAGGAGGUGCCUCAACUUUGCCCGAUUGAGGCCCCCCUGCAUGAAGUAUCCCUGUACCCCAAAGAUCUGCCUUCUACCCUGCACCCCAAAGAUCUGCUUUCCACCCAGCCAGGAGUGCUUCCCCAUCAGCAACUGCUACUCAUGCUGCCAAUGCCCAUCACGCAAGUGUUCCCGGCUUCCCUCCAGGAUGCUGCCACUGAUGGCCCCCUCUUCCCGGGCACUCUGCGGAACCACUCUGUCACUCCCACCCCCAUAGCCCAGCCUCCAUCGCACCAAAACCCCAAGGUUAUUAAGAGCCCUUUGUGCACUGAAUUAGA
Messenger RNA from Panthera uncia (snow leopard), 1381 nucleotides. It is a transcript of the gene ANTXRL, whose product is annotated as ANTXR like. Bases 181 to 1320 code for a protein of 379 amino acids. The transcript is spliced from 10 exons. The record is from RefSeq and is a predicted model, not a curated record. Lineage: Eukaryota; Metazoa; Chordata; Mammalia; Carnivora; Felidae.